GUAUUAAAAAUACUGUAGGUUUCCAUUAUUGUAGUUUUGAAUAGCUGUUUGAAAUUAAAAUGCCAAAAACCAAACCCUACACGCAAAAGUACAGAUCCGAAUGGCAGUCAGUGCCGGAUUUUAAAGAUUGGAUUCAACCUGUUCAGUCGGAUCCAAACUUGGCACAUUGCAAGUUUUGUAAAUGUAAUUUGAAAGCUCAUUAUAAUUUGCUUAGUGAACACACAAAAACUAAAAAGCACGUCUCAGCAGCGAAACCCUUUUCUUCCUUCAGGCAGCCCAAAAUUCCUUUUAAACCGGUGUCAAAGACCAUAGAAGAGACAGCGGAAGCCGAAAGUGGAAUGACAUUAUUUGUCACAAGUCACUGUGCUUUACGCAAUGUGGAUCAUCUUGUGCAAUUAAAUAAAAGGAUUUUUAAGACUGCAAAAGAUAUUGACAAUAUCCAUCUAGCACGCACUAAGUGCACUGCUCUUGUGAAAAAUGUAAUCGCUCCACAUUUUAAAUCAGACUUACGUGAAGAUAUAGGUAAUAGUCCAUAUAGCCUUUUAAUAGAUGAAUCUACUGACAUAAAUGUUACAAAACAACUUGGAGUAAGUAUUAUAUAUUUUUCGGAGACUAAAUUCAAAGAUGUUUCUACAUUUCUAACACUUCAAAAUUUAGAAAAAGGAGAUGCAAUUUCAAUAGUCCAAGCUGUAAAAGAAGUUUUGCAGAAGUUUGGCUUGGAGUUGAAAAAUAUGCGGGGCUUAGGAACUGAUAAUGCAUCCGUCAUGACAGGAGUCAAUAAUGGAGUCUAUCAAAAACUUAAGGAGGACAUUCCUCACCUGAUUCUCGUUCGCUGUGUGUGUCAUUCUGUUCAGUUGGCAGUUUCAGAUGCCGUCAAAGAAGCUCUGCCAAAAAAUCUGGAAUUUUUGAUUGGUGAUACAUAUGCAUGGUUUUCUAGAUCAGCUGAUCGUCAGGGCCAUUUUCAAAUAUUAUAUAACACCCUUAACGAUGGGAAAGAUCCUUUAAAAAUUCCAAAAGUUGCUGCUACCCGCUGGCUAUCUAUCUAUGUUGCAGUUAAUCGAAUCCUAGAACAGUGGCAAGAGCUGCGUAUGCAUUUUGAGUUUUGGAAAGGCAAAGAUAAAUGCUACACUUCCGAAGUUUUGUUUGCAAUGUAUUCAGACAUUCGCAAUGAGCUCUACUUACUUUUUUUGCAACCAGUUCUAGAAGAAGCUCAAAAAGUCAAUAAGGUUUUUCAAAUGAAUGAAAACGACCCAGCAAAACUCUUAAAAAGCUUAACUAUGCUUAUUCAGGGUCUAGUUAUGCGAAUAGUAAUUUCUGGAUGCAAGGAAAACUUUCUGACAAUAAAUGUCAGAAAUUAUCUUCACCCCAAACCUAAUCUUGGAUUUGCAUUUGAGGAAAAAAUGAAGGAAGUGCGUAAGAAUAACCAACUAAAUGUUGACGAGGAAAAGAUAAUUCGAUCGAGAUGUAUCGAUUUUAUUAUAGCACUAGUGAAAGGAUUGCAGGUACGCCUUCCUGAUAACGUAGAAGUGCUAGAGAAAGUAUCCUUGCUUUGCCCAGAAAAAUGUUUACGUACUGUAAAACCACCAAUAACGAAUCUAGCUAAACUGAUGAAGGUACCCACAAACCUUAUAACAAAAAUCGAUUUUCAAUGGUUAAAAAUUAAUUUUGUUGAAUGGACAAACAUUGACAAGACUGUUCCAUUUUGGGCCGAAGUUCUGCAGUACAAGGAUGCUUCAUACGAGAAUCCGUUCCAAGAACUGGCUAAUUUUGCAAUAACAUGUCUUGUUCUUCCUUGGUCAAACGCGGAAAUCGAAAGAUCAUUUAGUCAAAUGAACAUUGUGAAAUCGCCACACAGAAACCGUUUUAACGAUGAGACAUUAAUUGCAAUCCUCACCAUCCGCGCUGGUCUAAGAAGGCUUAACAAAUGUUGCUCAACGUAUCAAUUCCCUCCAGGAGCUCUCGUAAAAGUAGGAACACUCGCCGCAUAUAACCCAUUGUCAAAUGCAGAUAAAAGCACCCCCAAUUCUGAAUACCAAGAGUUUAAUGAUAUAUUAGAGGUUUUGGAGCCUUUUGAGGAGCAACAUGACAUUUAACUUAAAUUAUUAACAUAGUUUUUAACAUUAGGUUUUGUUAUAUUUUAAAAAAUGUGCAUUUUUCA
Molecule: messenger RNA, 2158 nt
Organism: Sitophilus oryzae (rice weevil)
Lineage: Eukaryota; Metazoa; Arthropoda; Insecta; Coleoptera; Curculionidae
Exons: 4
Coding region: 60-2093 (677 amino acids)
Molecular function (GO): protein dimerization activity
Source: RefSeq, a predicted model, not a curated record